Molecule: messenger RNA, 2112 nt
Organism: Capsaspora owczarzaki ATCC 30864
Lineage: Eukaryota; Filasterea; Ministeriida; Capsasporidae
Product: epoxide hydrolase 2
Exons: 6
Coding region: 26-1948 (640 amino acids)
Biological process (GO): phospholipid dephosphorylation; cholesterol homeostasis
Cellular component (GO): peroxisome
Molecular function (GO): magnesium ion binding; lipid phosphatase activity
Source: RefSeq, a predicted model, not a curated record
UGCUUGUUGCAGCGAUUUGGUGAUCAUGAGUCGAGCUGCGACCCAUCCGCACAUCCGCGCCGUCCUGUUCGACCUGGGCGGUGUGCUGGUGACAUCUCCGCUGCGUGCAAUCUCCAACUUUGAGCGCGACGCUGGCCUCCCUCCAAAGUUCAUGCAAAAGCUGUUCGUCACAAGCGGUCAGCCGCAGGGAGCGUUUGCCAGGCUGGAGCGAGGCGAUCUGCUCAUGUCCUCUUUUUUGGUCCAAUUUCAUGCUGAAUGCAACACGCUGCUCGAAUCUUGGGAUGCGCAACCAAAACCAUCUGGAGUGUCCCAUGAUAACGUCAGACGCCUGAUGCAAUCGAUGGGCGAGUUAUCUCUUGUUCCACGAAUGCUCCAGCUUGUCGCUACCAUCCGAAAUCAAGGGUUUAAAACUGCUUUGGUCACCAACAAUUGGAUUGACGACACGCUGGACCGCACCGAUGCGCACGGCUCCUCCAACCUGUUGCAAGGAAGCGCAGUCACCCAGCUCUUCAAGCUUCUUCGCCCUUAUUUCGAUGUGGUGGUUGAGUCUUGUCAAACAGGCAUGCGCAAGCCCGACCAGGACAUUUACUUGCACACCUGCAAGCUGCUUGACAUCCAGCCCACUCAGGCCGUAUUUGUGGACGAUCUCGGACAUAAUGUCAAGGCUGCGGCACAAUGUGGAAUGACGGCCGUGAGAUGCCUUGAUCCUGAGCAGGCCGUGAAAGACGUGUCCGACUUGCUUGGCCUGCAGCUUCCUGCCGCGGCAACGAACGCCUCACUCGCUACUAUUUCAACCGAGCGACAGCCCUAUACCGUGUUGCUGCGUCAAAAGCCGCUGACAAAGGAAGACUCUUCCGCAAGCCCUGCGUUUUUGGCGCAGCCUGCUGACUGGACUGCAUCUACACCAUCGGACGUUCUUCCGUUCGACCCCGUGCUCGAUGCUCCGGCGUGCACGGUCGAUUCUGUGCCACACGCCUUUGUGACCACCCAGACUGGCCAUCGCAUUCACUAUGUCGAGCUGGGCGAAGGUCCAGCGAUUGUUCUGUGCCACGGUUGGCCUGAGCUGUGGUAUUCCUGGCGUCAUCAAAUCCCAGCUCUGGCUUUGGCUGGAUUCCGUGUGAUUGCGCUCGAUCAGCGUGGCUACGGCCAGAGCAGCGCUCCACGAGAUCCGUCGCUCUAUGGAAUGAAGCAAUUGUCCGAAGAUGUGGUCCACUUGCUCGACCAUCUCAACAUCGCAACGGCCACCGUGAUUGGCCACGACUGGGGUGGCGCGCAAGUGUGGGCCCUGGCCCUGCACUAUCCGCAUCGCAUCCACGCGGUGGCAAGCAUCAACACGCCGUUGAUGAUUCCCAAUCCAGCCAAAAACCCGAUGCAGACAUUGCGCGAAAACCCCGGCCGCUUUGACUACCAGCUGUACUUUCAGAGCGAUGCCGCUGUCGCGGAGCUUGGCGCCAACGUCGAGAGGACUGUGAAUUACAUUCUGCGACCAACGAUCGAGAUUGAGCGCAACCCCGAAAUGCGUCGACUGGCGGUCAAUUUUGCUACCGCGACGAAACGGGGCGGACUGCUCGCCGGAAUGCCCGACAACAUCCCCCCGACUCCAAUGCUCUCGGCAACCGAUCUGAAGGUGUACACGGACGCAUUCCGGAGCUCGGGAUUUUACGGCCCGCUGAACUGGUACCGCAACAUGGAGGCCAACUGGCGCUGGCACGGUCGGAUUGCCGGCAAGCAAGUGCGACAGCCAGCACUCAUGGUCACCGCUGGCCGCGAUCUCGUCCUCACCCCUGCCGGGUCGGCGCACAUGGAACAGCUCAUUCCUUGGCUGUCGCGAGGACACAUUCCAGCCUCUGGCCACUGGACCAUGCAGGAACGCCCUCGCGAGUUGAACCGAAUUCUCGUCCAAUGGCUUCGCACGGUGGUUUAUCCUGCGCAGGUGGCGAAACUGUAGCGUGGUUUCGUUCUUGUUGUCAUUUCGCUGUUUGCUGCAAGGUGGGUGGGAUGUGUGGGUCCAAUAUUUGGCAACUUUGAUCAAAAACUCGUACGAGAAGAAACAACAAAUGUUGUAGGAAAAUGUUGCCCGUCUAGCAGGCGUUUAUACAAAAUGAAGAGGAC